This is a messenger RNA of Meleagris gallopavo (turkey), 2459 nucleotides long. NCBI's taxonomy places the organism in Eukaryota, Metazoa, Chordata, Aves, Galliformes, Phasianidae. The record is from RefSeq and is a predicted model, not a curated record.
GAACUUGUAAGUUAAAUGAGUAAAAUAUACAACUGGAAAGCAGACUUCAUACUUGAGGCAAAUGCCUGUUUUUACCUUCCGCCAGGUGUGUACCAGAUGUCUGUGUCAGAAGCAGCUGUUCCUGGAGAGGAAGUAGGAAGAGUGAAGGCCAAAGAUCCAGACAUUGGGGAAAACGGCUUAGUAGCUUACAGCAUCAUUGAUGGAGAUGGCAUGGAUAUGUUUGAAAUUACAACAGACUAUGAGACUCAGGAAGGUGUUGUAAAGCUUAAGAAGGUCUUGGAUUUUGAAACCAAAAAGUCCUACAGUCUGAAGGUAGAGGCAGCCAACGUGCAUAUUGAUCCGAAGUUCAUCAGCAAUGGGCCAUUCAAGGAUACGGUAACAGUGAAGAUUACAGUGGAAGAUGCUGAUGAGCCGCCUGUGUUUUUAAAACCAAGUUAUAUUUUUGAAGUACAAGAAAAUGCAGCAUCUGGUACUGUGGUUGGAAAAGUACAUGCCAAAGAUCCUGAUGCUGCAAACAGUGCUAUAAGGUAUUCAAUUGAUCGUCACACUGACCUUGAAAGAUUUUUUACUAUUAAUGCAGAUGAUGGCAACAUCAAGACAAUAAAAGCGUUGGAUAGGGAAGAAAUUGCUUGGCAUAAUAUCUCUGUCUUUGCUGUUGAAGUCCACAAGCAACACCAGGAAGCCAAAGUUCCAGUUGCAAUUAAGGUUGUUGAUGUCAAUGACAAUGCUCCAAAAUUUGCAGCAGCCUAUGAAGCGUUUGUCUGUGAGAAUGCUCGAACCAAUCAGCAAUUUAUUACAAUUAGUGCUGAUGACAAAGAUGAUUCAGCCAACGGACCAAGAUUUAUCUUCAGUUUACCACCCGAAAUUAUUCAUAAUCCAAAUUUUACACUCAGAGACAACAGAGAUAACACUGCAAGUGUUCUUGUUAGACGUGAAGGAUUUAGUCGUCAAAAGCAAGACUUGUACCUUCUUCCUAUUGUAAUAAGUGAUGGAGGACUCCCCCCUAUGAGCAGCACCAACACCCUGACCAUCAGAGUUUGUGGCUGUGACAGCAAUGGCUCCUUGCUCUCCUGUAAUGCUGAAGCCUACAUCCUCAAUGCGGGAUUAAGCACUGGAGCUUUAAUUGCCAUUCUUGCUUGCAUUGUGAUUUUGCUCGUCAUUGUAGUGUUGUUUGUAACACUGAAGAGGCAGAAGAAAGAACCUCUGAUUGUUUUUGAAGAAGAAGAUGUCCGUGAGAACAUUAUUACUUACGAUGAUGAAGGAGGAGGAGAGGAGGAUACUGAAGCUUUUGACAUAGCUACUUUGCAGAACCCUGAUGGCAUCAAUGGAUUUAUUCCUCGUAAAGACAUAAAACCUGAGUAUCAGUAUAUGCCAAGACCGGGGCUUCGACCAGCUCCCAAUAGCGUUGAUGUUGAUGAUUUCAUCAACACAAGAAUACAAGAGGCUGAUAACGAUCCAACUGCUCCUCCCUAUGACUCUAUUCAGAUCUAUGGCUAUGAAGGAAGAGGCUCAGUGGCUGGUUCACUUAGCUCAUUAGAGUCAGCGACAACAGAUUCUGAUUUGGACUACGACUAUCUACAAAACUGGGGACCUCGAUUUAAGAAACUUGCAGACUUGUAUGGCUCCAAAGACACUUUCGAUGAUGAUUCUUAACAAUAAAGUUUAAUAUUUGGCCUUAAGAACUGUGUCCAAUGUUCUGAAGAAUCCAGAAGAAAUGUAAGCAGGUAUUUUUUUAAAAAUCAAGAAAAGUCUCAUUUAAACAUUUGACAGAAGGGAUUCCUUUGAUAAAAAAGGACAUAAAAGUGGUAAAUACUGUGAAGUACCUUUUCCUACAAAAGGCAAAUGCAGAAGUUGGCUGCCAACUUCACUAGAGGAAAAAACCCACUUAAGAAACACAGAAUAUUUAAAUGAAGGAAGAUGCUAAAAGUGAACCUACAAAGAAGGGAAAUCUUUUAUGUAUUAUGAACAUCUAAAUCUUUUAUGUCAAAGAAGCUUCCACAAAUUAGAAAAGUUAACAGUUCUGAGCUGUAAUUUCGCCUUAAACUAUGGACACUCUAUAUGGUAGUGCAUUUUUAAACUUGAAAUAUAUAAUAUUCAGCCAGCUUAAACCCAUAUGAUGUAUGUACAGUACAAUGUACAAUUAUUAUGUCUCUUGAGCAUCAAACUUGUUACAGCUGAUUCUUGUAAAUCUUUUUGCUUAUACUUUCAUCUUGAACUAAUACGUGCCAGAUAUAAAAACUCUGUCUUGUUGCAGUGGGAGGCGCCCUAUUUCUAUGUCAUUUUUAAUGUAUCUAUUUGUACAAUUUUAAAAUUCUUAUUUUAGUAUACAUACAAAUAUCAGUAUUCUGACAUGUAAGAAAUGUUACAGCAUCACACUUAUAUUUUAUGAACAUUGUACUGUUGCUUUAAUAUGUGCUUCAAUAUAAGAAGCAGACUUUGAAAUAAACUGAUUCUUUUUU